Molecule: messenger RNA, 2723 nt
Organism: Pelmatolapia mariae (spotted tilapia)
Lineage: Eukaryota; Metazoa; Chordata; Actinopteri; Cichliformes; Cichlidae
Product: gastrula zinc finger protein XlCGF26.1-like
Exons: 3
Coding region: 376-1686 (436 amino acids)
Biological process (GO): regulation of DNA-templated transcription
Molecular function (GO): RNA polymerase II cis-regulatory region sequence-specific DNA binding; DNA-binding transcription factor activity, RNA polymerase II-specific
Source: RefSeq, a predicted model, not a curated record
CGUGCAGACCCUGAAUUGGGACACAGCCAGUGGCUGCAGCCAGACCCUUCUCGUUUCUUGCCGCUGUUUUAAAAAUGGGCACUUUUUGAAGGACCCGUAUCAAAGUAUUGUGGAGAAGCGUCGUGUUAAAUCUAAUUGAUGAACGGCUUUUUGUCAGUUCUGACAAGGACAGCUGAGUGAUGUUGUUGGUGAGCUUGGAUUAAAUCAUCUCUAAACAAAGAACUUGUCCUCGUGGUGACUGACUUGGGGAGUGGAGGUCAGCGAGCCCAUUGUCUCUGCUGGUCCAACUCGAACUACAAAGCCAAGCUCGCCCCCUCCUGAGUCUGAGAGGAGAUCCAGAGAGAAAGAAGUGAAUGCAGGUCGAAACCUCAGCACAUGGAUGAUAUCAACCAAAAACAUCCAGCACCAGCAAGUAAAGAUGAGCCAGCGGCGAUCCCUGUGGAAAAGACUUUUCCUGCUAUGAAGCAGCCCAGAAGAUGCAAGAGCGCCAACAGGGAGGACAGAAGCUUGAGCUGUGAUCGGUGUGGGAAGACCUUUACUCAGAUUGGUAGCUUAAAAUCACAUCAGCUGAUCCACACUGGUGUGAAACCAUUCAGCUGUGAUCAGUGUGGAAAGUCUUUUACUCAGAUUGGUAACUUAAAAUCACAUCAGCUGAUCCAUACAGGUGUGAAACCAUUCAGAUGUGAUCAGUGUGGAAAGUGUUUUACUCAGAUUGGUAGCUUAAAAUCACAUCAGCUGAUCCACACCGGUGUGAAACCAUUCAGCUGUGAUCAGUGUGGAAAGUCUUUUACUCUGAAUUGUAACUUGAAAUCACAUAAGCUGAUCCACACCGGUGUGAAACCAUUCAGAUGUGAUCAUUGUGGGAAGACUUUUACUAGGAUUGGUAGCUUAAAAUCACAUCAGCUGAUCCACAGCAGUGUGAAACCAUUCAGCUGUGAUCAGUGUGGAAAGACCUUUACUCACAGACGCAGCUUAAAAAAACAUCAGCUAAUCCACACCGAUGUGAAACCAUUCAGCUGUGAUCAGUGUGGGAAGUCUUUUACUCAGAUUGGUAGCUUGAAAUCACAUCAACUGAUCCACACCGGUGUGAAACCAUUCAGCUGUGAUCAGUGUGGAAAGACCUUUACUCAUAGUUGGAACUUAAAACAACAUCAAGUCCUCCACACGAAAUUUAAAGCUUUCAACUGUGAUCUGUGUGGGAUGUCUUUUACUCAGAAUGGUAACUUGAAAUCACAUCAGCUGAUCCACACCGGUGUGAAACCAUUCAGCUGUGAUCAGUGUGGAAAGACCUUUACUCGUAGAUCAAGCUUAAAAGCACAUCAGGUCGUCCACACUGAAUUUAAAGCUUUCAACUGUGAUCAGUGUGGUGACUGUGGAAAGACUUUUCUUGAGAUUAAAAGGUUAAAAUCACAUCAGCUCGUCCACUCUGGUAUUAAACAAUUUGUAUGUGGUGACUGUGGAAAGGCUUUUACUCACAUGACUAGCUUAAAAUCACAUCAGCUCGUCCACUCUGGUAUUAAACAAUUUGUAUGUGGUCACUGUGGAAAGUCUUUCUUCCAUAACACAGAUCUAUUGAGGCAUCAAAAGACCCACAAAGUGUCCUCCUGUGAGAAAAGGGGCAGACCAAUGGGACAUUACCCUGACAGGGUUCAUUUGAACACAGUGGGAGAAACAGGGGGGAUCUGAACAAAAGUUCUUCUGGAUGCUGCGUCAAACUUAAAAAGCUUGAGAUCAGGCUUCACAGAAUUCAGCUUUAAUUUCCCGAGAAAGUCAGAGCUUCACUAUGUCUUUGUAGAUCUAGUGAAACCAUGAAAGGGUGCAAAAAGAGGCACUGUGGUACUGCAUGAUGAAGUCAGAAGUGACAGAGAAGUAAGUGAGCGUGGUUCAGGACAUGUAUGUGUAGCAGUGACUACCACACAUACUUGGGUUGAAGGUGGGGGGAGGAUUACAUCAAUUCUGAGCCCCUUCUUUCUUUUUCAAAGCGAGGGCAAUACUCAGGAAAGGAUGAUGACAAUAGAGCUGCAAGACAGGAUGGAAAGAAAAAGAGUUUAAGAGAAGAUCAUGAAUGUUGUGAAGCAAUCUUAGCUUAUGGAGUUAGUUAUCCCAAUACAAGUUUAGCAAGUUAAACUUCACUGGCUGUGUCCACAAACAGCAUAUAGAGCAAACAUUACUGCAUCGUCUGAUCACAAGAAAAGCAAAAUGUCAGAAGAGUUCACCUUCUGGGUCAAACUGUCAGACCUGUUACUGUUUAUUUGGCUGUUCAUCAUGAAGUAAUUAUCAGUGUCAGUGCUGUGCCACUUCUGUUGUAACUCACAUGAAAUGUGUUUUAAAUUGGCUCUAUUUUCUUACAAUGUUGUGUGAGUGAUAUUACAGAAAAAAAAGGUAAAUUCAUAAAUUUGUCAUUUUUUAAACAGGCAGUAUGUGGAAAACUACACAUGGGUAAGAAUAUAUUUAAUGUUUUCAGUGGUCUGUGUUUUCUUACAGGAUGUGAGUGUGUUUUGCUCCAUGAAGAGACAAACCUACAUUUUUUUAUGUUGCAGUAAAAAUAUUUUUAAUUUACGUCAUAAAUUUUACUCAUUUUAUCCAGGCAGUAUGUAAAAGAUUAACUGAACCCUAUGAAUAAUAAAAUGUAGAAAGAUGUGAUGUAAAGGUUUGUACCCCGACUGACUGACUUACUGACUUACCGACCGACCGACUGACUCAUCAUCUGAGUGUUCUGUGAA